Molecule: messenger RNA, 702 nt
Organism: Radiomyces spectabilis
Lineage: Eukaryota; Fungi; Mucoromycota; Mucoromycetes; Mucorales; Radiomycetaceae
Exons: 5
Coding region: 1-702 (233 amino acids)
Biological process (GO): kinetochore assembly
Cellular component (GO): kinetochore
Source: RefSeq, a predicted model, not a curated record
AUGCCGAAUAUUUUAUCAGAAAAGGAACAGCUUGUACUAGAUUCUGAGCGCGAAAUUGACUGGCUCAAACGACAACUACAAAGAUAUGAGAACGUCGCUGAAGCGAAAUCCUUGGAGCACGAUGUCCGUCGCUUAACGCUAGAUGAAGUCACUGAAAAUCUAGAGCGAUACAAAGAACGAUUGAACACGCUGCGGACACAGCUGGAUGUUAUUACACAGUUCAAUCUUGGCAAAGACGCUUUGACGCGAAGUCUUGAUGGUUCGCAUCAAGUACUGUCUGCGCUCUAUCCACCGGAUAGCGCUCCGGAUACCCUAAAGCAAGCUGGACUGGUUGAAAAACAAAUUGAGGAAAGAGACGAGCUGCUUGUACGUUUUAUGCAAACCUUUGAAAGCUUACGCGAGGUAAAAGCGAACCUAGUGAAUACCCAACGUCAAAUUAUCGAGUGCCAUCGAGCGAACCGACAAUUAAUGGCAUCAAUCGAAGAGCAAAAUGUUUCGCAAUCAGAAAUCAUAGUAGACAUGCAUGAUGAUCUCGCGGCUGAAAACCCAGAAGCUUUAACGGAAAGAAUUCGAGAAAUGCAAAACAGAUUUGAAAUUGCACGCAACGUGCUGAUUGGUCUCAUUCUCGAGAGCAAUAUUGACUGGGUCAACGACGAACGAUGGCUUUCUGUCAUGCUUCGGAUCGGUAAUGAGACAGAUUAA